Tarenaya hassleriana is the source of this 765-nucleotide messenger RNA. Its product is annotated as pollen-specific protein-like At4g18596. The record is from RefSeq and is a predicted model, not a curated record. The transcript is spliced from 2 exons. Bases 44 to 565 code for a protein of 173 amino acids. NCBI's taxonomy places the organism in Eukaryota, Viridiplantae, Streptophyta, Magnoliopsida, Brassicales, Cleomaceae.
UGGGCCCUGUCUGAAAGACAGAGAGAGAAAAAUAUUGUAAGAAAUGGAAAGAAAAGCGAUCGCGUUGUUAAUGGCAUCGGCCGUGUGCCUGUCCUACGUGGCUGGCUUCGCCGCCGCCGCCGAUGCCGACGAUUUGGAUCGCUUCCAAAUUCAGGGAUCCGUUUACUGUGACACGUGUCGUGUCCAGUUCAUUACCCGCCUCAGCAAGUUCCUCCAAGGAGCGAAAGUGAGAUUGGAGUGCAAGAACAGGGUGAACGGAACCCUAACGGUGUCAAAAGAAGCCGUUACGGACGAGUCGGGGAGUUUCCUGAUGGAAGUGACGGGAGACCACGAAGAAGAAGUGUGCGAGAUCGUCCUCGUCGAGUCUCCGGACAAAGACUGCAGCGAAGUGAGCAAAGAGGCAUUCCUCCGUAACGCCGCUAAGAUCAGUUUAACGGCGAAUGACGGAAUCGUCUCCAACGAGACACGUAUCGUUAACCCUCUCGGUUUCAUGGUCAAGACGCCGUCAACGGAGUGCCCCGCUGCCUUCAAAGAGCUCGGAAUCAAACCCGACGUUAUCUUCUAAAACAUAUUAUAAAGUCCAUGUGUCAUUGAGUUAAUUUAAAUUCAUGUGCUUUUCUUUUGUAACAUUUUCAAAAAAAAAUAUGGCGGUGUUCUAUACACAAAGUUUGUAAUUUGGUGACACGUUUGUCGAGGAAAAGUUACACAAGACAUUGGGUUGAAUUGUCGUAUGUUGUCUAUUAAUUAUUGUGGGGUUUGACGUAA